GGGUGCCCCGUGCAAAAUCCCGUCCUUCUUUUUUAAACGAGUUCUAGGCUUCCGCCGGCCGCCGCCACGGAGUCUUCCCUUUCCAUUUGGAAGGAGCCGAAUCAGUCUAGGGCUUCCUCGCCCCCGCCGCCGGCGAGAGCAGCAGCCUCCGCAACAAGACCUACCGCCCUAACGUCUCAGCUCAGGUUCCGGCUUCGUUUUUCGACCUCUCCUCCAUCCAUGGCGCUCCGGUUCGAGGUGUUAGGAAGAUUUAAUCGUGCUCGCGCAGCUCGGUUAACUCUGCCACACUUUACUUGUCAAACGCCACUUUUUAUGCCUGUUGGUACCCAAGGUACAAUAAAAGGCUUGACUACAGACCAGUUAGAGACUAUAGGUUGUCAGAUUAUACUUGGAAAUACCUACCAUCUUGAACUUCGUCCUGGCUCUCAACUUAUUGAUGACUUGGGUGGCCUUCACAAGUUUAUGAAUUGGAAAAGGGCAUUGCUGACUGACUCUGGUGGUUUCCAAAUGGUUUCUUUGCUGCAUUUGGCUGACAUUACUGAGGAAGGAGUUACAUUUCAGUCACCUGUUGAUGGGAAACCCAUGCUCUUGACGCCUGAGGAAUCAAUCCAUAUUCAGAACAACAUUGGAGCUGAUAUAAUCAUGGCUCUUGACGAUGUUGUUAAGACAACAAUUACCGGCCCGAGGAUAGAGGAAGCUAUGUAUCGUACCCUUCGUUGGAUUGAUAGGUGCAUAGCUGCUCACAAGAAACCUGAUGUUCAAAACUUAUUUGGGAUUGUGCAAGGAGGAUUAGAUCCGGUUCUGAGAGAUAUUUGCGUGAGGGGCUUGGUUGAGCGGAACCUUCCCGGAUAUGCCAUUGGUGGUCUUGCAGGUGGUGAAGAUAAAGACUCGUUUUGGCGUGUUGUUGCCCAGUGCACCGCUGGAUUGCCUGAAGAUAAACCACGAUAUGUUAUGGGUGUUGGUUAUCCACUUGAUAUUGUAGUAUGCAGUGCUUUGGGUGCAGAUAUGUAUGACUGUGUCUAUCCAACACGCACUGCUCGCUUUGGGAGCGCACUUGUGCCUGAGGGUGUUCUGAAGUUGAAACAAAAUGCAAUGGCAACUGACGAACGGCCCAUUGAUCCUUCCUGUCCAUGUAUGGUCUGCAAAAACUAUACCCGUGCAUACUUGCAUUGUCUGGUCACGAAAGAUCCUAUGGGUUCUCAACUGCUGUCAUAUCACAAUUUAUCAUUUAUGGCGCGGUUAAGUAGAGAUCUCCACAUGUCGAUUCUUGAAGGGCGAUUUCCAGAAUUCGUGAGAGGAUUCUUGAGGGUGCAGUUCCCAAAGGGCGACGUGCCAAAGUGGGUUCACAAUGCAAUGGAGGUUGCCGGCAUCGACAUAUCGGAGUGCUGCACCCCGACCAACUGCCAGCAUGACGCAAUGGAGGCUGCCGGCGUCGACAUUUCGGACUUCUGCCCUCCCACCAAAUGCCCCUGACGCGCAACGCUCGGGGGCAUUCAUUACGGAUACCACGAUACCGGUUGACGAUAGGGAAGGGUUGUCGCGUGGAAGUGAUCCCUCAUAGUACUUAACAUGACGCGUUUUCACGAGGUUUUUUUUUGGGGUCAUAGACUGUAGGCCUGGCUCUCAUCCAUUGCUUCAGCAUAGAAUUUUCCAACAGUAUGCUGAAGCUAGCCCCCCAUAGGUUUUGAUAGUCUCCAAGGUGUUAUAGGGGGUGUUUGGUUUAGAAGUCCUAGGACUUUUUCUAGUCCCAGGGACUAAUCAAAAAAGACUCUCCAGUAGAGUCUUUUUCUAGUCCCUGUAGAAAAAGUCUCUCCCGUUUGGUUUCUAGGGACUUUUUAGGGACUUUUUCUAGUCUCUGGGACUAAAAAGUCCCUGAACCAAACACCACCAUAGUAUCUGUCAUUGAUUGUUUGCAAGCUGCUGCAAAUGGUUUUGCUGCAAGGACAAGUCUACGGAGAGUUGUAACAACGUCAUUAUUUUAUACUCACGAAAAUUGUUGCUGUGACGCAGGUCAUUUUGUCUCACUGAUUAUAUUAUAUGGCUUCUCCAGUCUUCACAC
Molecule: messenger RNA, 2059 nt
Organism: Triticum dicoccoides
Lineage: Eukaryota; Viridiplantae; Streptophyta; Magnoliopsida; Poales; Poaceae
Product: queuine tRNA-ribosyltransferase catalytic subunit 1-like
Exons: 16
Coding region: 220-1473 (417 amino acids)
Cellular component (GO): cytosol
Molecular function (GO): tRNA-guanosine(34) queuine transglycosylase activity
Source: RefSeq, a predicted model, not a curated record